This is a messenger RNA of Impatiens glandulifera, 920 nucleotides long. Its product is annotated as mediator of RNA polymerase II transcription subunit 10b. The coding region runs from base 96 to 701 and encodes 201 amino acids. NCBI's taxonomy places the organism in Eukaryota, Viridiplantae, Streptophyta, Magnoliopsida, Ericales, Balsaminaceae. Gene Ontology annotation, molecular function: transcription coregulator activity. The transcript is spliced from 5 exons. The record is from RefSeq and is a predicted model, not a curated record. Gene Ontology annotation, cellular component: mediator complex; chromatin. Gene Ontology annotation, biological process: positive regulation of transcription by RNA polymerase II.
CAUAAUAGAUUGUAGCGGGAGCAAGAAAGAAAGAAAGAAAAGGGGGAAGUAUCCCCAAGUAUUAACUCCAAUAGAACAUCACAGAUUUUUGCCCUAUGGAUUCAUCGCAGAAUUCGGGGACGACGUCGGCUGGGACGGUUACUGCGGUCGGUGGAACUGCCGCCAAUGGGACUCUCGUUCCCCAAACUAGCGAUACCUCCACCACAAACGGGAUGGAGACGACCUCCAAUGACCCUAAGCAGAAUCUCAAUCAUGUCAUCCAAUCCAUACAGAAGACGCUUGGCCUCAUCCAUCAGCUCUACCUUACAGUCUCUUCUUUCAACGUUGCUUCUCAACUCCCUCUCCUUCAGCGCCUAAAUUCUCUGGUUUUGGAACUUGACAAUAUGACAAAAAUGGCGGAAAAAUGUAACAUCCAGAUCCCGACGGAGGUCCUCAAUUUAAUUGACGAUGGGAAGAAUCCGGAUGUCUUCACGAGGGAUAUCUUAAACAAUUGUAUUGCCAAAAACCAGACAACUAAAGGCAAAACGGAUUCCUUUAAGGCACUGAGGAGGCAUCUUCUAGAGGAACUUGAUCAAGCAUUUCCGGAUGAUGUGGAAGCCUAUAGAGAAAUUCGAAUGGCUUCUGCUGCUGAGACUAAACGGCUUGCCCAAGCACAGAACACAAUACCCAAUGGUGAUGUAAAAGUCAAGUCUGAGCUUUAAGACUUCCUGUUUAUCUCUGGACCAGGUUUUAAUUGGUGAAUUGUAAUUUUCUGAUGGUUUUAUGUGCCAUUACAUAGAGUUCAAGUAUAGCUGCUCCCAUCUAGUAAUGCUCUUCUGACUUCUGGUAAUGUAUUAGAGAUAUUAAAGUUUCUUCACUGUACUGGAUAAGGAAGUAUAAUUGAUAUUUUCAUGAAUUUAAUGUUGAAAUAAUUGUUAAUG